This is a messenger RNA of Cuscuta campestris, 794 nucleotides long. The record is from the annotation of a GenBank genome assembly. NCBI's taxonomy places the organism in Eukaryota, Viridiplantae, Streptophyta, Magnoliopsida, Solanales, Convolvulaceae.
AAAAGAUGAUGUUCUUUUUGACCGUCCUGGGAUUUACUGAGUACCUACAGCAAGAUCCCCCCCAGCCCAAUGAACCAAGCGUGGUACCACAACAACUAUCUCGCCAUAAAUAUUAUUCUUGAAGGGCUGGGAGAUACGUUGUACCCCGUCUAUGCUGGUGCUAAGCUUGCAAAAGAGCUUUGGAAUGGCUUGAACAAGAAGUAUCAAGCUAAAGAUGCCGGCACGAAGAAGUUCAUCGUCGGGAAGAUGCUGGACUACAAGAUGGUUGACAGCAAAUCUGUUGUCGCCCAAGCUGAAGAGCUUACGGUCAUCUUCAAUAAAUACAAUGAAGAGAAAGUAGGCGUCAGUGAGGAAUUCCAAGUGGCAGCCAUCAUCCACAAACUUCCCCGAUCGUGGGAAGACUUCCAAGCCGACCUCAAGCUCAAAAGAACAGAGCUAAACCUGGAGCAACUGCUCAUACGAUUGAGAAUCAGAGAGGAGGGGCUUGCUAGAAGAAGUGGAGGGGCAAAGGCGAAUGUUGUAGAACAUCCGUCGGGCUCUUCACAUGGCGGGAAGGACAAAAAGAAGAUGGGUCCUAUAGGUGGAGUUUCUAAAUUUGCAGGAAAGUGCUACAAUUGUGGCAUUACCGGGCAUCGUUCCUCCGAUUGUAGGAAGAAGAAGCCACAGAAGAACAAGAAGAAAACCACCGAAGCUAUGUGUGCAGAGCUCGACAACUUGGACCUCUGCGAGGUUGUCACCGAGGCCUAUGUUCGUGAUGUUCUUAGUAUGUAAGAUGUUAGUGAGCUUAUGGGUGU